AAGCGAGUGAACAGUGAACUGAUGACACACUAUACUUCUCCCCGUGACUCGACUAACUCGACUAACUCGAUCUGCUCCUCGCUCCCCCGUGCAGCCGACGGAAUGGUGGAGAAGUUGCUCUUCGACGCGGCUCACAACGGGGACCUCUACAUCGUCAGGGGGAUGGCGACGUUGCUGGAUGAUGGGAGGGGUCGAAUCGGGGAGGCGGUGCAGGCGGCCAGGGUGAGAGGUGCGCCGAUGGGCGGGAUGGGGGCGCUGCACCUCGCCGCCGGCAAAGGGAGGCUGGAGGUGUGCCGCUACCUCGUCGAGGAGCUGCGGCUGGACGUGGAUGACGCUGACCAGGAAGGUAGAACUGCUCUGAUUAUUGCAACACUUUGUAAACAUUUAAGCACUGUCAAGUAUCUUCUUGAUCAUGGUGCCGACGUAAACAAAGCCAGCCAUGAUGGGCGCACCCCUCUACAUUACGCCACUCAUUUAGGAGAUUGUGGAACAGUACAGCUAUUGCUUGCAAAAGGAGCUUGUGUGGACACAGUCGCAAACCGUGGCACACCACUUCAUGUUGCUGCUAGUAAAGGGAAAGAUGGUGCUAUGAAGAUUUUAUUGGACCACAAUGCAGAUUUUAACAAGAUGGUAGAUGGUCAUCUGACACCUCUAGCUACUGCUAUAACUGCUGGUGAAUUGAAAUGUGUAAACCUCCUGAUUGAGGCUGGUGCUGUUGUCAGUGGAGACUGCAUCUCAACUGCUGCAAAGGGUGGCUCAAAUGAGUGCAAUUACUCAAUGGAAGAGACUGGUGCCAACCGUAACAUUUCUGAUAAUGGUGAGCCUGUCAGUAAAAGGAAAGCAACAGAGUUAAAGUCAUUGGGGAAUAAGGCGGUCGAGAAAAAGGAUUAUCUUUCUGCAACAGGAUUCUACAGUAAGGCACUGGACCUUUACCCUGAUGAUGCAACCUUGUUCUCAAAUAGAAGCCUUUGCUGGCAUCACAUGGGUAAUGGAGGCAAGGCUUUGUUGGAUGCUUAUGAAUGCAGGAAAUUGCGGCCUGACUGGCCAAAGGCCUACUACCGACAGGGUGCUGCUCUGAUGCUACUGAAGGACUACGAGAGUGCUUGCGAAACACUUUACGAUGGAUUGAAGUUGGAUCCAGGGAACUCUGAGAUGGAGGAUGCAUUACGGGAAGCUCUGGCGUCCUUGAAGGCAUCUGCAAGCACAGAGGCUAGGUGAACAGCAUGGGUGUUCGCAAGGUGGGCAAGGCGCUCUGGUCCUCUCCUACACGUUUUGUCCAAGGCGCCUCACUUUUUGUCCAAGAGCCUUUGGUUCCCUGAGUCCACAGGUGUUCUCACAUUUUGCCCAGAGACUUCGAUACCCAGAACCAUAAUGGGUGUCCUUUUUGUAAGUGAAGCAAAGUAGCUAACCGGGGUGGUGACUGUUGAACAUCACGGUGUUUCGCGUCUAUAACUGCCGUUUGGGGUGGUGUGGGUGCAAUGCUGCAUUGGGAUGGCAUAAGGCCAGUCCCAACCCAAGACACUACACAUAGUUUCCAUAAACUCUAUAUCAUUAAGAAAAAAAAACUAGUAUUAGACACUACUUUUUCAAUGCAAACAUCACUCUUUCAUACUUAGAUUUAAUGUUAUUUAUCUCACAUGAUGCCUUGGAUGUUAUAUAAAAAUCAUGUCUGUUAAAGAUAAGUUAGGUUCUGAUGA
Oryza sativa Japonica Group (Japanese rice) is the source of this 1697-nucleotide messenger RNA. RefSeq lists its product as uncharacterized. Gene Ontology annotation, molecular function: protein binding. The record is from RefSeq and is a predicted model, not a curated record. NCBI's taxonomy places the organism in Eukaryota, Viridiplantae, Streptophyta, Magnoliopsida, Poales, Poaceae.